CGUAGACAGAGAAGGUAGAAAUAAGCAAACCGUGAUUUGGUAAAUUAAAUAAAUUGACAUUAAAAAGCUUUAAACUUUUAAAGCAACUAAAAAUAGCAUUUUAAUACAUUAUUUGCCGCAUGAGGCAAUUAAUAUAAUAGCAAGACUAAUAACGACUGUUUAGAAACAACUGCUUUCUUAGUUAAAUUUUUUCAAAAAAAGAGUUGAACACAUUCUCACGAUGCGCUUUAUGAUACAAAUAUUAGGAUUUAUUAUUUUUGUAUUUUUAAUCUCAAAUAUUGUAACAAAACUUGAGAAUUUAUCAGUUGAGCUUGAUAAAAAUACAAAUGUUGAGGCAAAGGAUUAUGUCUAUAAUACUACAUCAAGAAAUAAUGCAUAUAUAAAGAAAAAAAAACAUAAUUACAAUUAUUCUACUAAAGAAAUUUAUAAUUUAACAGCUUUGACAGUUGCUUUCGCAGCAAUAACAAUGUGUACGUGUAUAUAUAUAUGGGAAAAUACCAGAUGUGAAUGUAACAUACGGUAUAUCAGAAGAAACUGUUCUCGCUUUAGUAGAUGUUGCGUUGAGUACAUUCAUAAUUUUCCGAAUGAUCCUCCUCCACCCAAACUCAUUAUUCGUCAACCAGUAGCAGCUGAUUAUCAAGAUGUAUAUCAAAUGCCUAGUAGCUCAGUGUAAGGCAUCACACUUAAUUUCAGAGUUAUGCAUUAAUAUUAUUGCAAAUUGAUUUAUAAAUUAAUAAUAAUUAUGAAUGUAGAAUUAAAAUUUCCAACAUAUUAAGUGCAAUUACUACUUCAUUACUACUUCGAUCUACAACUUUAAGUCGUCAACAUUGACGGACAAUGCAUAUUUUGUGCGUAACUUGUUCAUAAAAUAAAAUAUUUUUUGACACGCAUAUAUAGGGUGCAAUGACAAUAUAGAAUGUAUCACAUUGUAAGUU
Cataglyphis hispanica is the source of this 935-nucleotide messenger RNA. RefSeq lists its product as uncharacterized. The coding region runs from base 221 to 673 and encodes 150 amino acids. The transcript is spliced from 5 exons. The record is from RefSeq and is a predicted model, not a curated record. Lineage: Eukaryota; Metazoa; Arthropoda; Insecta; Hymenoptera; Formicidae.